This is a messenger RNA of Galleria mellonella (greater wax moth), 961 nucleotides long. RefSeq names its product vesicle transport protein SEC20 (gene Sec20). Gene Ontology annotation, molecular function: SNAP receptor activity. NCBI's taxonomy places the organism in Eukaryota, Metazoa, Arthropoda, Insecta, Lepidoptera, Pyralidae. Gene Ontology annotation, cellular component: endoplasmic reticulum; SNARE complex. Gene Ontology annotation, biological process: retrograde vesicle-mediated transport, Golgi to endoplasmic reticulum. The coding region runs from base 125 to 886 and encodes 253 amino acids. The record is from RefSeq and is a predicted model, not a curated record. The transcript has 6 exons.
AUUGAAUGACAUAUUGAUUGAUGUAACGUUUUAAGUCUUAAAAAUUGUAAUCUUUCAAAUCAAUUGCAAAUAAAGCAAAUCUAUUUAUUAAAUUAAUCGAUCUUACGUCCUGCCCAUUAUUACUAUGAAAAUGAACAUAAAAACCGAUAUCAAUAGUCCAGAAACUUUCCAAAAACUGUUCACAAAAUUAGAAAAUCCCGAUGUCAUCUACCAGAACUAUGUGAAGAAGCUUGCCAAAUACCAUUUUCAAGUUAAAGCUAUUAUUCAGGAUAUUCUAGAAUGUAGAGAAUCAAUGGAAGCACUAAAUGAGCUCAAUGAGAAAGGUAGGGCAAUGAUCACACAGCUGAGGGAAGAACUAGAAAGCCUUGAGUUACAUGGUAAAGACACUGGAGAUCCCAAAUAUGCCGUAGAGCUGGAAUCUCAACGGCACCAGUUGGCUGGAUUAUUAAAGGAAUUUAAAGAUGCCAACAUCAGCACAAUGUUUGCUAUAGAGAAAGCCCAGAGAGAAGAGUUGCUGAAGCCUACAGAUACAGAAGAGUCUGCCGUUAGAAAUAGAAAGAAGACAGUUGACAGAGAUGGACUGCUAAAAAUGUCUACAGCUGCUUUUAAAGUGUCAGGAGUGACAGAACAAUUACUGUCUAUAAGUCGACAACUAGCUGACACAACCCAGAGGAGCCAAGACACAUUGGACAGCUUAGUUUCCUCAAGUUCAACUGUACAUGGAACGCAAGCAGAGCUUCGAAACACAGCAAGCACGAUAUCACAGUCGAGUAAAUUAUUAACUAAAUAUGGCCGCCGGGAAUUUACAGAUAAAAUAAUUAUGUUCUUUGCAUUCCUCUUCUUUUUAGCUGUUUGUCUUUAUAUUGUUCAAAAAAGACUAUUUUAAUGACACGUAAAUAAUUGAUUUAUAUUUCUAUUUAUUUUAUAUUUAUUGUUGAUUAAAUUAUUUUUUUAAACUUUA